Syngnathoides biaculeatus (alligator pipefish) is the source of this 3318-nucleotide messenger RNA. RefSeq names its product UBA domain containing 2 (gene ubac2). Gene Ontology annotation, molecular function: serine-type endopeptidase activity; protein binding. NCBI's taxonomy places the organism in Eukaryota, Metazoa, Chordata, Actinopteri, Syngnathiformes, Syngnathidae. The transcript is spliced from 10 exons. Bases 263 to 1303 code for a protein of 346 amino acids. The record is from RefSeq and is a predicted model, not a curated record.
UAAACGUAAGCAAACACUCCCCUCUAGUGACCAAGUUGUAGAAGACAAGUUGAGCUUCCGUCAAAUGAGGAAGGUGUUGUGGUCUAACGGAGCUUCCGUCGGUGGAGGUGGUUCACUUUUCCCCUUUCUGUCCCCACUAGCCAGGCAGCCUCCGCCACUACUCCAGUCCUGAUCUCAGCAUGGAUCGCUUUUUCUGCAUCACCUCAUUGUGUCGAUCGUAGUUUUUGUUGACACACUGCCUGUUGUGAACUCCUUCGACGCCAUGUUUAGCACCACUGGUUCACGGGGCCUGUACAAGGCUCCUCUAUCCAAAGGCCUCCUCCUGGUGCUGAGCGGGUUGACGGUGAUGCUCAGUCUGCUGCCCCAAUACCAACACAUGUUCGAGUACAACAUGUAUGCCGUCAGCCACCAGCAGCAGGUGUGGCGCUUGUUGUGCGGCCGGCUGGUGUGUCUGGACGUUAAGGACUCCUUCUGCAGCGGCCUGCUAAUAUACAACUUCAGAGUCUUUGAAAGGAGAUUCGGCUCCAGGAAGUUUGGUUCAUUCCUGGUCGGCACCUGGUGUCUCUCUGCACUACUGGAUUUUGUGUUGGCUCAAGCGCUCUCCUUGUUCUUCAACUUUGAGGUGGAGGACUUGCCCGCAGGGCUGCUGGCCCCAGUCUUUGCUCUCUUCGUGCCUUUCUACUUGUCCAUCCCUAAGGUGCCAGUCACCCAGGUCAUGGGCAGCAUCAACAUCACCAACAAGACUUUGGUCUACAUAGUCGGGCUGCAGCUGUUCACAUCCAGCCCCUUCAUGUGGCUCCUCGCGCUCAGCGGACUGAUCUCAGGUGGUUUGUACCACGCCAAUGUCCUCUGGCUCCAGAAGUUGCUGUUUGUGCCUGCCUGGCUGUGUGCUGUUGCACGUUACCUCCUGGAGCCCCUCUUCUCGACUUCUCAACCAACCAGUGAGGCGCCUCUGGGGAUGGGCGCCACACUCGACAUCCAGAGGCAACAGCGGAUGGACCAAUUGGAUCAACAACUGUUGCUGGCCCAGUUCGAGGCUCGUGCGAAUUCCAGACACCAAGCACAACAGACUGGGUUGCUCCAGUGGACCAGAUUGUUCCCCUCCCUGAGAGCCAGAAGAGCGGCCCCGACGCAGGCUCAAACACAGCCCUCGGCACCUCCGCCACCAUUGGACAACUCCGUCGUCGAAGAGCAGGUUGCCAGGUUGGUGGAAAUGGGCUUCUCCCGGAUGGACGCGCUCGAGGCCCUUCGGGCUUCUAACAACGACAUCAACAUGGCCACCAACUUCCUCCUGCAGCACUGAAACCCCCCAACGUGAGAGUGGGAUGAGCAGCAAACCGAAGCGGCGCAGCCGAAAACAAGAAGGCAGGAGAAGAGAUUGGGGGGGAAAAAAAGAAAUGGUGACAAAAGAAGCAGUGUGUUGUGCUUGUGCAGAUAACGUGAAGGCUCCACACAGCUGAUCACGCCUCGAACCGAACAGUUCUUACCGACCGAGGAGGUUUGAAGCACAAAGUGGGAUGUCAUAGUCGACAACUGUACAAAUGGCAAGCCUCACAUUACAGCUUACAUAUAUUUAAAAAAAAACAAUGUGAUCCAAAUGGCCUUUAAAAUCUGUCAUUUGUACAGGAGUCCAUGGUUUACGACAGUCUUGACACAAGGUUUUAAGGUUGUGGACUGGGCACAAUGAAGUAGUUUUCGCAGCGGCAUAAGAAUACACUGAAUCGUCACUAUUUGCGGGGGUUAAGGGAGCAAGUCUUUCCACCAAUAGCAAAUACCCGCAAGUAAUUGUCGCACUCCAUACUUGCCUAUGAAUGCCACAAGAUGAUGGUGAUGCAAUACAUGAAGCUCCUCAACUCAUGUCAACACGGUUCUUUUGCACCAUGAUACCACGAGAUGGCAGCAAUGCACUACAUGAACCUCCUCAUUUCAUUUCAUCCUAGUUCCUUGGCACCAAGGUACCACUAGAUGGUGCCAAAGCAAUGCUCAUAUCUUAUACAAGGCUCAUCUCAACUCAUUGUCCAGGAUUACAAUUAAAAAUUCAUAGUCUACAAAUGAUUUGAUUUGGAGAAAAAAAAAAAUCACUGGAAGUGCAAAGACCCUGAUGUGUGUAUGUGGGAGGGGUGUUAAAGAGAGCAUAGAAAUACGUGGAUAGGUGUGACAGUAAAUAUUUAUCAUUCAGCAGAAGAAGGUGCACAUAGUUUCUUGUUUUAUUUACUUUUUUUGAUUUGGUUUUAUUUUUAAGGACCACAAGCAUUUUUCAUCGUGUCUGGAAUGGUUUCAAAACAGUACACGGUCCGACUACAAAUUUCGGUUCCAUCUCCACGGUACAAAUGGACCAUUUUUUUCACUCCAUUGUCAUCAAUGACCCUCAUAACUGUAGUGACGGUAUGCAAAACAUGCCAAAACAGAUCCUCAAGGCAGAAAUAUUUUUUUAUACUUUUCAUCUUGUACUGGAAUAAAAAGUGCUUUGUUAAUUUGGCAAGGAGAUCAUAUAGUCUUACUCUUAAUGCCAAAACAUUUCAUUUUACAGUAUAAAACUAUGAAGCACAUGCAAUGCUUUAACUUUUUUCUAAUACUUGCUGUCCAUAUGUUGUCUCUCUGAAAUGCUUUUUUUUUUGUCUUUAACAAGUCAGCAAGUGUGACUGAUGGCAGCAGAUCUUUGCGAGGACGCGUGUUCAUUCCGUCUUGCAGGUUAGAUGGGUCAUCUCAGGUGAGACCGUGUGUUCUGUUUAAUCACAAUCUCUUUCGCACCCCCUCACGGAACACAUUAGGUGCACCUGUACCAAAAAAAAAAAAAACACGUCUUCACUGAGAUCUACUGAGGACAUAUUACAAAUGCAGAAUAUCCCACUAUGAUGUGUAAUUAAAAAACAAUGCAAACUACAACCACAAUAUUAAACAAAUGUUCUCUUUAGUCAAGCUUUUCUCUUACAAAGGCAGCUCCUGUUUGCAGGUGUACCUAAUGAUGUGGCUGUUGAGUGCAAAUAUACUUGAUGUAUUUAUCAUAUUUUCAAUUGUUCCCUGAUUUGGAAGAAAAUAAACUUUAAAUGUUUAUUUAUUAUGCAGUAAAUAUGACAAAUGCUGUUGCACAUAUCACGUGUGUGUGUUUUGUGAGUAUUGUAAAUGUUCAAGAGACAGCAGUUGCGUCAGUGAAGGGUACCACUUCUGUACAUUGGCACAAAAAUAAUAUUGCUAUGUGAGCGCACUUGAGUAGAGCCUAAUGAUUUAUAAUCAAAGUGAAAAUGUAGAGAUGUUGCUUGGAAUCGCAAUGUAACAGAGCCUACUUUUAUUGAUGAAAUAAAUCAACUUGCUGAUUGA